Messenger RNA from Kockovaella imperatae, 2448 nucleotides. RefSeq lists its product as hypothetical. Lineage: Eukaryota; Fungi; Basidiomycota; Tremellomycetes; Tremellales; Cuniculitremaceae. The record is from RefSeq and is a predicted model, not a curated record. Gene Ontology annotation, molecular function: calcium-activated cation channel activity. Gene Ontology annotation, cellular component: plasma membrane. Bases 1 to 2448 code for a protein of 815 amino acids. The transcript is spliced from 10 exons.
AUGUCAGGUACAUCCGUGGACGAUGCCGCGUCAUCCCUCGUCGCAUCAUGGGAGAACAAUAUCUCUCGAACCUCGGUCAAGGCCGUAGGAAUCCAAAUUGCGUUGAUGUCCGGUAUCUCGCUCGCGACUGUACUCGCAUUCUCAUUCUUUCGACCAAGGGAGAAAAAGGUGUAUGCACCAAAGGUCAAUCCACACGACGAUCCAGACUAUGAGCCCCCUCCGCCUACCAUUUCCAACUCAUUCUGGGCUUGGCUCAGUCCCAUUGUCCAUCUAAAGGAGGAGCAGACGACAGCCAAUGUUGGUCUCGACGCAGCGACGUUUUUGCGUUUCCUCCGCCUUUUACGCUACGUAUUCUCCGUCAUCUCUGUCAUCGGAGCUGGACUCCUCGUUGUCAACAUUAUCUACAAUCUCAAAUAUGUUGAUUCCAACAAGCGCAACUUUAUGAACCUGUUGACAAUCACCAAUGUCCGAGGCGCUUGGGUCUGGCCAUCAGUCGCUGCGAGCUAUCUCUUCAACUUUGUCGUCAUGUACUUUUCAUGGCGAAACUGGACAGCCAUGGUGAUGCUCCGACAUCGAUGGUUCAGAUCGCCAGCUUAUCAAACAAAAAUCUACUCGCGAACCUUGAUGAUCACCCAGAUCCGUAAAGAUUAUCGAUCAGACGCAGGACUCGUCGCGCUCAUGGGACUGCUCAAAGUCGACGGCAUCAAAAUUGGUCCAGAAAUCGACUGCGCCACCAUUGGAAGGAGAAUCGGUGAUUUUCCAGAACUCGUGGAUGAGCAUAACGAGGCAGUCGCGGAUCUAGAGAAAAACUUGGUCAAAUAUCUUGGAUCUGGCAAAGUGGCCGCUAAACGGCCGACGAUUCGCAAGGGAGCGUUCUUGGGUAUUCUCGGCGGUCAGAAAUACGAUGCUAUCGACUACUACGCCAAACAGAUCAAGUUUCUGCGUGAGAAGGUUGACACUCAGCGUCAGCACAUUGAAUCGCUGAGAAAAGAGCAAAAACGAUCACGAAAGGGCGGCAUGGAUCAUCGGAUCGAGGGUGAAAAUUAUGGUUUCGUCACAUUCAAAACAAUCUCUGAAGCGCAUCGCAUCGCUCGAGCGCAUCACGGGAAGCUCAAGGAGCUGCACGGCGCGAGACUUCAAUUGGCCCCAAUGCCUCAGGAUAUCGUUUGGCAAAAUUUGAGAAGGGAGCCGGGACAAGUCGCUUCCAGGACUCAGUUUGGCUUCUUCAUUAUUGGCAUCGUGUGCUUCCUCAACACGAUUCCGCUUUUGGUCGUCUCGUUGUUGGCCAAUUUGAGUAGUUUGACUGUUUUCGUCCCUUUCCUGGAGUCGUGGAGUCAGGCUGGACAAUGGGGUAACUGGACAUUUUCUUUGGUCUCUGGUGUACUGCCUUCGGUCAUUUCGUUCAUCUUUGGCUAUCUCUUGCCGAUUAUCAUUCGACGGAUCAGCAAAUAUCAAGGCGCUCCCACUCGCUCCCGAUUGGACCGCGCGACGACUGCUCGAUACUUUGCUUUCAUCAUCAUUUCCAACUUGAUCAUCUUCUCUCUUUUGGGAGUACUCUACAAUACUAUCACCCAGGUGGUUCUCGAGAUUGGUCGUCACACGUCUGCCAAGGAAGUCUUUGAGUCGUUCAAGGAAAUCCCAUACCAGAUCCAAAACACCUAUGUCAUUCAGAGCACCUAUUGGCUCACCUGGCUUCCCCUUCGAGGUUUCCUAGUCAUCUUCGAGUUGAUCCAAUUAAUCAAAUUGGCUUUGGUCUCGAUCCGCCGGUUCAUGUUCAGUCAUACCCCGCGAGAUAUCCGAGAGAUGACCAAGCCAGGUUACUUUGAUUACCCUGUCGUCAUUGUCAACUUGCUUUACGUCUGUGCCAUCGGAAUGAUUUACGCACCCCUGGCACCUCUGGUGGCGAUGGGUGCUUGCAUUGUCUUUUGGUUCUCGUCUGCCGUCUACAAAUACCAACUUCUUUACGUCUGGAUCUCUCGCGCUGAGAGUGGCGGUCGAAUGUGGAAUGUCUAUGUCAAUAGACUCUUGGCAUGCUGUGUGCUCAUGCAGUUACUCAUGAUUCUGACCACGGGUCUGGUCCGCCGUCGAUGGCUCGAUACAAUUGCCGCUGCUCCUCCUGUGCUCCUGAUCUUCGCCUUCAAAUUCUGGAUCAAGCGAGUCUAUGGGAACAAGUUCCGAUACUAUGAGCCGACUCCUCAGGAAGCUGAGGCUGAGCGAAGAUCAUCUAUGAACGAGAAGCGCACUCGUGCGUCCGAUGUCGAAAAGCGAUUCCUUCAUCCUGCUUUGCAGCACGACAAGCUGUUCAAGAUUAUGGUGCACAAGAAGACCGAAGACGCUGCGAGGGAAGUGCUGAGCGCCUACCCGUGGUUCGGGGACAAGUAUGACUCUGGAUUCAUUAAGAUCAAGGGUGUCAGAGAGGUGAGCUCAUGGGAAGGGUAUAUGAGCUGA